AACGAUGAAAGUGCGGAAGUAAAGGCAAUGGCAGCGGAGUUGGACUGAUACUUGGAAACGUGCUCAGUGUGUUCCCAGCAGUGGUCGGUGCGGCACACGGCCAGCCUUUCGUAGCGGUCCCCAAGUUUAUUCAUUAUUAUUUUUUUUGCAUUCCUUAUUCACUUGCAUCUGAGAGUUAAAAAAAUCUAAAAUUGUCUCAGAUAAAACGUGUGGAACGAUUUAUAAUCGAAGAAACCCAAAAGCGGUUGCAUUCUUGGUAACAGAUGCGAUGAUGAACUGCGCAAGAAGUACGGUCAUGCUCCUGAAGGCGCUCGUUUCCUUGCUGCUUCUCACAGCGUCUGGGUUAGCUCAAGGCACAGGGCAGCGCCUGAUACUCGAUGGUCAAUACGACGUGAACGAAUGGCCUCACGCGGACGAAGAACGUCCCACGAAUGUGUCGGUGCAGAUGUUCAUUAAUUCGUUUGGGUCGCUCAACGCCGCCAACAUGGAUUACACGGUUGACGUAUUCUUACGGCAACGAUGGAACGACCCGCGGCUCGUCAACGCAGUCGUCCAAAAGGACAAGAUUACCAUCACGAACAGUGAGUUGCAGAGCAAAAUCUGGAAGCCGGACACUUUCUUCAACAACGUGAAGGACGCGGAGCUUCACACUGUCACGAUGCCCAACAUUUUGUUAAGGAUACAAAACAACGGAGAUGUUUUGUAUAGCAUCAGACUCACGCUCACGCUCUCCUGCCACAUGGACCUUGAACUCUUUCCCUUUGACGACCAGAAGUGUUACAUUGCCCUCGCUUCCUACGCCAACACGGAGGACGUCAUUGACUACGGUUGGGCGAGCGUCAGUCCCAUCGAUCUGCCUGACCAGCUGGAGAUCGCUCAGUUUGACCUCCUCAACUUCACUUGCAAGGACACAACCCAAGUCUUCACAACAGGUAACUUUAGCGGUUUGUUGGUCUAUUUCAACUUGCGUCGCCAAAACGGCUACCACGUCCUCCAGACCUACGUGCCCACCAUCCUCAUCGUGUCUAUCUCGUGGGUGUCCUUCUGGCUGGACCCGAAUGCCGUGCCCGGCCGAGUGUCCCUUGGUGUCACCACUCUGCUCACCCUCACCACCCUCGCCUCAGGCAUCAGGGCAUCCCUGCCGCCUGUGUCAUAUGUCAAGGCCAUCGAUGUGUGGAUCGGCACUUGUAUGAUCAUGGUAUUUGGAGCACUGCUGGAGUUCACGCUGGUCAACUGGCUUGCUAACAAGAAGAUCAUAAACCACUCACAAACCAUGUUCAAGAUACCCAGACUGCUGGCCGGAUCAGAUUACGCAGAGACGAAGGCGCAGGAGGAGGAGCCGCCUGCAGCCGCCAGCCCCCAGACGUACAUUACCUACGCCCGCGCUCUGGACCGCCUGUGCCGCGUCCUCUUCCCCGGAGGAUUCCUCAUCUUUAACUUGGUCUACUGGCCUUACUACCUCGUGCACCAAUACAUGGCACUGCCGCAAAGCCUGGUCUAGACUCGCGAGAAAUAGAAUUCUGUUGCUGCCCCAACCGCCAUUGAUCUGUAGGGUUGUUCUAUUUGUGUGGUGUGCACUGGGCAAAUGUUUCUUCUUUUUCGUUUAAGAGUAGGAAAUAUUUGACAUUAACAAUGAUUCUAAUGAUCUUGGCUUUGUUGUGAUGUUUCUUCCCUGUUAUCAGUUCUGUUUAGGUCAGUUUCUACAAUGUCUAAUACAGUUUCAGUAUUUUUGCAUAUGCUAUUGCAUUCUGAUAAUAUAAAUACCAGACAAAGCACCAGAUUAUGCCAACACCAUAAAAAAUUUAGGCUUCAGAUUUACUGUGAGUUGACAUGACGGCCUCACUCAUAAAGUACUUUAAUAAGAUCAUUGCAAUAAGAUUUAUGCAGUCUCAUGUUGACACUAGAAUACGGGUCGCGAUUAUCAUGUGAUACCUUUCUUGUAUUACUAUGUGAUGAUCAGUAUUUUUUUCUGAGGUCAUUGUUGUAUUACUGGAACUAUUUCUGAACAGAUAUCGAGAUUUUUUCAGGCUGGUAAGCGCUUGCUCAUUUUGCUCAGAGAGCGCAAAAGCCCAAUGGCAACUUUUGUUUAGUAAAGGUUGUAUAUAAAUAAUGCACAUAUGAAAGAAGGUAACACGCGUAUGGGAAUGUGUACAUGGGUGUGUGUGUGUAUGUGUGUGUGUACGUGGAGGCCAUGCAUUUUUCGGUUGUCAUAGGAGGCGUAAGUAUUUCCCAAGGCAGAUGCGAGUGCUAAAGGAAAAUUAAGAAUGUCUGUGGUUAUAUUUGUUAUUCCCUUAACAAGAGCGCGGGCUAACUUUAAGUUUCUACAAGAUUCAAAAGCAUUGCCUUUACUAACUUUAAUUUGGAUAGUCUACUUAGGUUUACCCUUCUCUGUGCCCUCAAAACCCUGGGGGGAUUUUAUCUAAAGAUGCAAGGCGGGCGUGGAUACAAGAAACAAUUCUUAGAGGGGGCGUGGCAGUAAAGAGAUUGAGAACCACUGGUCUGUGUAAUAGGUAUUGUUAACAGCCCAAGCUUCAAUAAAAAUGAAUGACCAA
Penaeus monodon (black tiger shrimp) is the source of this 2552-nucleotide messenger RNA. RefSeq names its product glycine receptor subunit alphaZ1-like. Gene Ontology annotation, molecular function: transmembrane signaling receptor activity; chloride channel activity; neurotransmitter receptor activity. Gene Ontology annotation, biological process: chemical synaptic transmission; signal transduction; regulation of membrane potential. The transcript is spliced from 13 exons. The coding region runs from base 269 to 1501 and encodes 410 amino acids. The record is from RefSeq and is a predicted model, not a curated record. Gene Ontology annotation, cellular component: synapse; membrane; neuron projection. NCBI's taxonomy places the organism in Eukaryota, Metazoa, Arthropoda, Malacostraca, Decapoda, Penaeidae.